Cucurbita pepo subsp. pepo (vegetable marrow) is the source of this 5648-nucleotide messenger RNA. RefSeq names its product ATP/DNA binding protein. The record is from RefSeq and is a predicted model, not a curated record. NCBI's taxonomy places the organism in Eukaryota, Viridiplantae, Streptophyta, Magnoliopsida, Cucurbitales, Cucurbitaceae.
UAGAAAAUUGGGUUUAGGUUUAUUUGUUAUUUUUUGAAGGUAAAAGUAAAAAUGAAGGAGUAAGAUAAUAAAAGGAAUAGGAUUUAUCAUUUACUUAAGCGGAGGGGUAAAGUUGGUGUUCCAAUGGGAUGCAUGCACGCCCCAUUCAUCUCCCAAAAGCAUUUCCAAUGCCCCGAAGACUUGCUCGGUCUUCGCUCCAAUCAGUGUGGAUCCGUACGCCUUUUUACUAUGCAUAUGCUUCCUCACCAAGUUUUCCUACUCCCUUUUAACCACUGCUUCCUUCUCCUCACUGCUAUAUGCUAUACUUACAUACAUCUGCUAAUUUGGAAUUUGGAAUUUGGAAUUUGGAAGAAGUGAAAAAUGUGUACCCCGAAGCAGCACAUUGAAGACAUCAGGCGAACCAAGUUUUCAAUCGGAGGACCGCCCAAUCCCUUAACCGAGGACCUCCAUCAGGCCGUCAGGAACCUUUCUGCGGAGCUUUACACCAAGGACGUUCACUUUCUGAUGGAGCUUAUUCAGAAUGCUGAAGAUAACGAGUACUCCACCUCCCUCAGACCCUCGCUCGAGUUCAUUGUUACAUCCCGAGACGUCACCGCAACUGGCGCUGCUGCCACGCUUAUGAUUUUCAACAACGAGAUCGGGUUUUCUGCUAAGAACAUCGACUCUAUUUGCAGCGUCGGCCGCUCCACCAAAAAGAACAACAGGAAACGCGGUUACAUUGGCGAGAAGGGAAUUGGGUUCAAAAGUGUUUUUCUGAUCACCUCCCGUCCUUACAUAUUCAGUAAUGGAUAUCAAAUACGGUUCAACGAAGAGCCUUGCCCACUUUGUGGUGUUGGGUUCGUUGUUCCCGAGUGGGUUGAAGAUACUUCAAUUCUUUCCAACAUAAACAAUAUUUAUGGUCACCACUCCACGCUCCCAACAACCACACUAGUUUUGCCUUUGAAGGCCGAUAAGAUCAUACCUGUGAAGCACCAACUGUCAACCAUUCACCCUGAAGUUCUACUGUUCCUUUCAAAAAUCAAGCAACUUUCAGUCAGGGAAGUCAACGAGGAUCCCAACACCAAUACUGUCAAUGCGAUUUCCAUUUCAAGUGACACAAACUUCGUGUCCAUCAAGAACAUUAAUGCCCACUCCUACACUCUCCAUCUCUCUUCCGAGGAAAAUGCUGGUGAAAUCGAUACCCAAUGCUCCUACUACAUGUGGAAGCAGAAGUUUCCAGUGAAGGAAGAAAACAGAGUGGAGAGGAGGGCGGGAGUUGAGGAACUUGUUGUCACAUUGGCUUUUCCAAAUGGAGAACGUCUCAACCGAGGAGCUAAGCCCGCUGGAAUCUACGCUUUCCUCCCCACCGAGAUGCUAACCGGCUUUCCCUUUAUUAUUCAGGCAGACUUUGUUUUGUCCUCAUCCCGGGAAACCAUUCUCCUCGACAACAAGUGGAACCAAGGGAUCCUCGACUGUGUUCCCUCUGCUUUUGUCACUGCUUUCGUCUCACUCGUGAAAGCUACAGAUGAAGCUCCCUUCUCUUCUUUGGCCUCUAUGUUCAACUUCUUGCCCAUCAUUUCUUCUUCCUUCGACAAGUUGAAUUCCGUGAGGGAUUCGAUCAAGCAGAAACUUCUCCAACAAAAUAUCAUUCCCAGUCAUUCCUUCUCGAAGCAGAGGUUCUUUCAUAAGCCUUGUGAAGUGGGUAGGAUUAUGCCCGCCUUUUUGAAUAUCUUAACCAAGGCACACACUCAAGGUGUGAGUUUGGUUAAUCUAUCGUCCCAUGGAAAGCGCAUCUUAAGUUUCUCCUUCGACACCAAGGAAUACGACCAGGUUCUGUGUUUCCUUGGCGUGAAUCUAGUUGAUGAUGAAUGGUAUGCCAAGUGCCUACUGGGAUCUAACAUCGUGGAGGGUGUCUCUGAUGAUGUUUAUUUGGAGCUUCUACAAUUCGUUGCUGAAAAUUGGAGUUCAAGGUUUCAUGUUUCAAGCAUGAAGAACGUGCCACUUAUAAAAUAUGUUGAUCUUUCUGGGAAUGUUUGUGUAUGCAGUUUAAACGAGUGUACGUCGAUGGGUGGAAGAAUGGUGCAUCUUGCUCAGCAUGACCAACUCUCUUGGCUUACUAAAUCCAACAGGGAAUUCAGACUUGUUUCCAACCGUUAUUUUAUGCCAGAAAGCACUCAUAACUCCAUCCGAUUCUAUCCCGGGAAGGUCACUUUGUUGCAAUGGCUUCGGGACCGAGCUCAAGUUGAUUCCAUCACCGUAUUUCAAUUUGCAAAACACCUUGUCGGUUCCCUUGGCGAUAACCGACAACACAUAAUCACCUAUUUUCACUUCCUCUAUCACUCAUCCACUAAAUAUUAUCUGACGCAUGUUGAGCUGGAGUCUCUGUGUAGACUUAUGCCGGUUGUAGACAAAUACGGUGUUGUUAGAAAAAAUUGGAAGGGGCUUCUGAUUCCAGCAGAUGGUAGCAAAUGGGCACAAUUGCUUGGUUCAAAUCCUUGGCAAAAUGAUAGCUAUGUCGAGUUGGGAGCUGAUUACAUCUCCCCACGCUAUUUUGCAGGUGAAUCUAUGACUACAAAACAGCAAAUAGAUUUUCUUAUAUCCCAUAUCCAUGCUUCUGAUAUCCCUUUCGUUUCUCCCCCCAAUAUCGAAAUUUCUGUAUUUUCUUCACCACUUACCGUGCACAAUGUGGUUUUGCUACUGGAUUGGAUUCGUAGCUUGAAAGCUCGACUAGUUUCCAUUCCUCCCAUGUUUUUGAAAUGCAUAAAGGAAGGUUGUUGGCUAAGAACUACUCUGAAUGGAUCUUCUGGUUAUAGACCUCCAUCUCAGUCUUUCGACGUCUCCUCCUCAUGGGGAAGUAUUUUACGAAAAGGGUCCGUCCUGGUGGACAUCCCCCUGAUUGAUAGUGUGUUCUACGGUAAUAUGUUAAGUGGCUAUUCUGAGGAGCUUAAAACUGUUGGUGUCAUGUUCGAGUAUGACGAAGUCUUAAAGUUCAUUGGAAACCACCUCAUGAAAGUGGCGGCUCUAUCAAGUUUGACAAGACAAAAUGUGUUGUCCAUGUUGAAGUUCAUCCGUUUUUUGAAAAAUGAAUUCCCUGUUCAAGACUUCAUCGCAAGCAUAAGAAAAGGGACAUGGCUGAAGACACGUCGUGGAUAUAUGUCUCCAGUGGGAGCAGUAUUGUACACGGAGGAAUGGUCCACCGCUUCACUUCUGAGCAACAUCCCUUUUGUUGACGUGGAUUACUAUGGUAAUGAGAUGCUUUGUUUCCGGGAAGAACUUAAAUUGCUUGGGGUGGUGGUUGACUUGGACAAAGUUUGUCAAUUUGUUGUGGACAAUUUGAAGCCACCUUCCCAAUUAACUUGCCUUGGAGGCGACGCAUUUUUGUUGAUUCUUUCCUGUAUGUCGGAACCCAAAUCACGUACUUUUCUGGCUAACGGAUUCAAAAGUGUGAAAUGCCUGAAGACAGACCAGGGCUACAAAUCGCCUGCGGAAUGCUACUUCUUGGAUCCUUCUUUGGGCCGCCUUCUCCAAGUCUUUACUGGUUUCCCUCUAGUUGACCGUGAUUUUUAUGGGAGCAGCAUUACUAUUUACCGGACGGAAUUGAAAAGCAUGGGAGUGGUGGUCGAUUUUGAGGAGGCAGUCAACGCAGUCUCUCAGGUGUUCAGGCAAAAAGUGGGUUCCAAUUCUCUAACAAACGAAAAUGCAUUAUCGUUUCUGUCAAUCUACAAACAUCUAAAAAAGUCGAAAAAGAAGCUUCCUGAAGAUCUUGAGAAGUGCAUUCGUGAGUUGAAGUGGUUGCGAGUUGUUCUGGGUGAUCAUAGGCGUCCUAAAGAUUGCAUAUGGUUUGGUCCAACUUGGAAAUCCAUACAUUCAAUUACUCUCCUCCCUUUUAUCGAUACUAGUAAAAACUACUACGGAAAACGUAUUCGUGAAUACCAAGAAGAGUUGAAGGAUAUGGGAGUUAUUACCGAGUUUAAAGAUGGCGCUCAUAUGGUUGUUGCUGCCCUUUAUCUUCCGGAUGAUCCUACCAAAAUUACUUCUCAAAAUCUUCGUUCACUUUUGGACUGCAUCCGAACUUUGCUGUUGAAGAACUAUUCCUUUCCAGACCAUUUCUCUGGAAGGGUAUCGGGGAAAUGGUUGAACACCUCGUACGGUUAUAGGUCUCCUAAAGAGAGUCUGCUCUUUCUUCCUGAGUGGGAUUCUUAUCUGAAGCCGACCGAUGUGCCUUUCAUCGAUGCAGAAUUUUACAAAUUUGAUAUCAAUUCCUAUAAAGUGGAGCUCCAAGAAUUAGGCGUGGUAGUUGAUUUGGACCGUGGAUGUCAACUAGUGUCAAGUUUUCUAGACUUCCAUUGUGAGUUAUCCACUAUCAUACGAAUUUAUAGGUAUUUGAGUGAAUUCGAUUGGAAGCCGGACACUGAAGCUGCUAAAAGGAUUUGGGUACCUGUUGGAGAUUCUAAUGGACAGUGGAUCAGCCCAGAAAGCUGUGUACUUUUUGACAAGGAGGAUCUUUUUGGUUUGCAGCUGACCGUUCUUGAGAGAUACUACGAAAAAGAUUUACUCAUGUUCUUUUCCAAAGCCUUUAAAGUAAGAUCCAAUCCUUCCCUUCACGAUUACUGCAAACUCUGGAAAAGUUGGGAAAGUAAUGCAGAUGGACUUUCUGGUGACAAGUGCUUUAAGUUCUGGAAAUAUGUUACCAAGCACUUCAAUUCAAAAACUGAGCGAGCUUUUACUGAUGCCAUUCUCAAGGUGCCUGCAAUUUCUGGAUCAGAUGGAGUUUUUUUGUUUGAUAAACGUGACAUUUUUAUUGCAGAUGAUCUACAAUUGAAGGAUUUAUUUGAACGUAUGUCUCCUCUUCCCGUUUUUGUUUGGUAUCCCCAGUCAAGCUCCAUUUCCUUGCCUCGUACUAGUUUGUUGGAAGUUUAUAAGAACAUCGGGGUCCGGAAGAUCUCUGAGUCUGUUCAGAGGGUGGAGGCAGCCAUUGUUGAUGGAACCAACCUCAAGCACGCCAAUCCAAAUGACAUUCCAAUUGGAAAAGAACUGAUGCGGCUCAUUCUUGGUUUCUUAGCAGAUCCUGCCAAGCAAAUUGAUGCAGUGAAGAGGCAUGAAAUUGUUGGAAGCCUCCUCAAUCUUUCCGUUCUUGAGACGGAAGAACCUGUGAUGAUGCAGUAUAGUUUAUCCCUAACUUCAGGGGAGGUCAUCAACGCUAAUGCAACCCAAUUGAUACGUUGGGAACGGGAGAGUUCGAAGCUGUUCACCCAGAAGAUGGUAAUGUCAGGAGAACGUAAGGAGAUGAUAGAGUAUGCCACAUACUUUUCUGAGGUUAUAUCUGCAGGUGUCCUUUGGGAGUAUGGUGAUUAUGUAUGUUCAUUAUCUGAGCUCAUCAAGUUGGCGUUUGUGUUGAAUUUCGAUGAUGGAGCUGUUAAUUACAUUAUGAAAUCCAAGAAUCUGGAAGUGUUCAAGGAGGACGAGGACUUCCUCUCAUCUGCUUUCACUCAUCAAUCCAAGUAAGGUCGAGUUUUGAUUUUGGGAGGACUUCCUGUCGUAUGUAGUUGGUGGGGAAUUGUGCAAUGAUAUUUUGUGAUGCAAUGAAGAAUGCUUAAUAUAUAUUGGAUGUGUGACAGUGUUUUGUUAUUUUGUUGUUAAUAAAGAAACAAGUAUGGGUUGUCGAAUAA